GAUGAGGUACGUACGUGUAUGGUGGUACUAUGUAAUAGGAAUAUAUUUGGUACGUGAAGUGAACAACGUAAGCUGCAAGUACUGCAAUGCAUGCGGAUCAUCAUCCCUUUCUUUUUCCUUCUCUUUCUCUUCUUCCUAUCAUCAUCUAUCUCUUCUUUCCUCAAAACAAAAUUAAAACAAAACUCUGUAAAAACUUCUCUUCUCUUCCAUCCAUGGACGAACUGCGAAUAGAAGACGACGAAAGGGAGGCACUCGCCGGUCUAAGUAGUGUCCCUCCACCCCGCAAGUCCCAAUCUUACAGCCAGCAGCUCCGAACCACCUCCGCUCCCGCUCCCAAACGCAACCACCAACAACGUAACCACAGCCUCGACGAUACCCAGAUGCCCCAAGUCAUCGCCUACGACUCAUCCGAUGACGACUUCUUUCCUUAUUCUUCCACCACCCACCAGAGACUCGAUCAGAACCUCUGUGCCGAGCUCCCCUCCGAGGAUCCCCGGCACUGUCAGCCCCUGCCCGAGUUCAUCGGCAACGGUGGUGGUACCGGCAUUUUCAAAGUACCCGGCCGCGCCGCUGUCCACCCCGGCAGGCCGCCAUGCUUGGAGCUGCGCCCGCAUCCCCUGAGGGAAACCCAAGUGGGAAAGUUCCUGAGGAACAUUGCUUGCUCGGAGACGCAGCUGUGGGCAGGUCAGGAGAGUGGGUUGCGGGUCUGUCAUUUCAAGGAUGCUUAUGAACCUGGCUGCGGCCUCGGUGGCAGGGUCUUGAGAGGCGACGAAGAUGCAGCGCCAUACCAAGAAUCAGCCAACACCUCUCCCAUCUUGUGUUUGAUGGCCGACAAUGGCAAUAGGCUCGUUUGGAGUGGGCAUAAGGAUGGAAAGAUUAGGUCUUGGAGAGCCGAUCAACCUUUGGAUGCAACCCCUUUUAAGGAAGGCCUUGCCUGGCAGGCACACCGUGGCCCUGUUCUUGCCUUGGCUAUGACAUUUCAUGGUGAUCUGUGGUCCGGUUCUGAAGGAGGUGUUAUUAGGAUCUGGCCAUGGGAAUCUAUAGAAAAAUCUCUUUCUCUAAAACCAGAGGAAAGAUACAUGGCUGCUUUGUUGGUGGAGAGGUCAUUCAUCGACCUUAGAAGCCAGGUCACAGUGAAUGGUGUUUGUAACUUAUCUUCCCAAGAUGUCAAGUGUUUGUUAUACGAUAAGACUAGAGCUAAAGUCUGGUGCGCUGGAUCUCUGUCAUUCUCAUUGUGGGAUGCUCGUUCAAGGGAGCUUGUUAAAGUGUUCAACAUAGAAGGGCAGAUCGAGAAUCGAGUUGACAUUUCCUCAGUCCAGCAAGAUCAGGCAGCUGUAGAAGAUGAGAUGAAGGUAAAAUUUGUUUCUACAUCAAAAAAGGAGAAAUCCGGGGGCUUUUUACAACGCUCGCGUAAUGCUAUAAUGGGAGCUGCAGAUGUCGUUCGGCGAGUUGCAACCAGAGGCGCAGGGGCAUUUGUAGAAGAUGCCAAGAGAACAGAAGCUCUAGUGAUUACCGCGGAUGGCAUGAUAUGGAGUGGAUGUACAAAUGGCUUGCUAGUGCAAUGGGACGGCAAUGGAAAUCGUGUGCAAGAUUUCAGCCAUCACCCUUGUGCUGUACAAUGCUUUUGCACUUUCGGGACGAGAUUAUAUGUGGGGUAUGUCAGUGGCAUUAUUCAGGUGUUGGAUUUAGAAGGAAAUUUGAUUGCAGGGUGGGUGGCUCACAGCAGUCCUGUAAUUAAAUUGGCUGUUGGAAAUGGCCAUGUUUUUAGCUUGGCUACUCAUGGUGGUAUUCGGGGUUGGAACAUCACAUCUCCGGGGCCUAUCGACAACGUAUUGCGUUCAGAAUUGGCUGCAAAAGAAAAGAUGUAUACCAGAAGAGACAAUGUUAGACUUUUGGUUGGCACAUGGAAUGUUGGUCAAGGGAGAGCUUCUCAUGACGCACUUAUGUCAUGGUUGGGCUCUGCAGUGCCAGAUGUUGGCAUUGUUGUAAUUGGAUUGCAAGAAGUAGAGAUGGGGGCGGGCUUUCUUGCAAUGUCUGCGGCAAAAGAAACUGUAGGGCUUGAAGGAAGUUCUGUUGGACAAUGGUGGCUAGACAAUAUAGGGAAGGCAUUGGAUGAAGGAAAAACGUUUGAGCGCAUGGGAUCCAGGCAACUGGCAGGCUUGCUCAUAUCUCUAUGGGUAAGAAAGAAUCUUAGAACGCAUGUUGGGGAUAUCGACGCUGGAGCAGUUCCAUGUGGCUUUGGCCGUGCUAUUGGUAAUAAGGGAGGUGUAGGUUUGAAGAUCAGAGUUUACGACCGGAUAAUGUGUUUUGUGAACUGUCACCUGGCUGCACAUUUGGAAGCUGUCAAUCGCCGGAAUGCUGAUUUCGAUCACAUUUAUCGCAACAUGGUCUUCAACCGAUCAUCAUAUUUCCUUCAUAAUUCAGCUGCUGGAGUCUCGACUGGUUCUCAUAUGAUGCGUGGAACAAACGCUAUGGGUGGCAACUCUGAAGAAGCAAGGCCUGAACUAGCAGAAGCAGAUAUGGUUGUAUUCUUGGGUGAUUUCAAUUACAGGCUUUUUGGCAUAUCUUACGAUGAAGCCAGGGACUUCGUUUCCCAGAGAUGCUUUGAUUGGCUCAGAGAAAAGGAUCAGCUCAGGGCAGAGAUGAAAGCUGGUAAAGUUUUCCAAGGGAUGCGUGAGGCACUGAUAAAAUUCCCUCCCACUUACAAGUUUGAAAGGCACCAAGCAGGUUUAUCAGGUUAUGAUUCUGGCGAGAAAAAACGAAUUCCUGCAUGGUGCGACAGAAUAAUAUAUCGCGACAGUCGACCGGCUGCAGUGUUUGAGUGCGGUCUAGAGUGUCCUGUAGUGGCAUCAAUUUUGCAGUACGAGGCAUGCAUGGAUGUGACUGAUAGCGAUCACAAGCCUGUGCGGUGUAAAUUCAACGUUCAAAUCUCCCAUGUUGACAGAUCAGUGAGGAGAAAGGAGUUUGGAACAAUUUACAAAUCUAACGAGAAGAUCCAGUCGAUGCUCCAAGAGUUGUGUUAUGUUCCAGAAACAAGUGUGAGCACUAACAGCAUAGUCCUCCAAAAUCAGGACACGUUUAAUAUACGGAUCUCCAAUGACAGUGCCAAUGAUAUAGCCAUAUUUAGAAUCGUUUGUGAAGGUCAGAGCACUAUCAAGGAAGAAGAAGAGGCUGAGUAUCAACCAAGAGGCUCAUUCGGCUUUCCACGAUGGCUGGAGGUUACCCCAGCAGCAGGCAUGAUCAAACCUGAGCAAGCGGUGGAGGUCUCAAUCCGCCAUGAAGAGCUUCACACCCUGGAAGAGUUUGUGGACGGCAUUCCACAGAAUUGGUGGUCAGAGGACACACGAGACAAGGAAGUUAUUCUGGCAGUGAAUGUGCAAGGCAAUUGUUCCUCCGGAACAAACAGUCACCAAAUAUGUGUGCGCCAUUGUUUCUCCUCCAAGACACUACGCCUUGACUCUAAAUUAUCCACCAGCUCCAAAAAGAGUUCCUUCCAAAUGGCCGAAUCUCGGCAACCCAACAGUUCCUGCUGUGAUGCUACUGACAAACCAUCAUCAUCAUCAUCAUUGAAGGUAGAACCCAAGACUGACAAUUUGAAGCAGUUGUAG
Humulus lupulus (European hop) is the source of this 3608-nucleotide messenger RNA. Its product is annotated as type I inositol polyphosphate 5-phosphatase 12-like. NCBI's taxonomy places the organism in Eukaryota, Viridiplantae, Streptophyta, Magnoliopsida, Rosales, Cannabaceae. The record is from RefSeq and is a predicted model, not a curated record. Gene Ontology annotation, molecular function: protein binding; phosphatase activity. Bases 87 to 3608 code for a protein of 1173 amino acids. The transcript is spliced from 11 exons. Gene Ontology annotation, biological process: phosphatidylinositol dephosphorylation.